UCAUGAAGCAACUUCUGCCCCACACAGCACGACGGGAGCACUUGGACUGCAACACCAUUGGGAACAGGUAGCAUGGUGCUCCUGCUCAGUGUCAUCCUGACCUUGGGGGUGUCCUGGACUCAUGCACAAGAAAUUACAUGCGACCAACCCUAUAUUCGAAACGGUUAUUACAGUCCUCAAAGGCCAAAAUACAGACUUGGAAAUACAAUCACAUACCAGUGUAAAAGCGGCUUUUACCCUGCAACCCGAGGGACCACGGCAAGAUGCACUAAUAUAGGCUGGGAGCCCCAUCCAAGAUGCAGCUUUGAACCCUGCCAUUUUCCAGAAAUAAAACAUGGAAGCCUACAUAAUGCAGACAGAUAUAAACCAUACUUCCCAGUAGCUGUAGGAAAGUGGUAUUACUAUUCCUGUAAUGCCAACUUUGUGACUCCUUCACAAUCAUCCUGGGACUACAUUAAUUGCACACGAGAAGGAUGGUCCCCAGCAGUACCCUGUCGCAGACAAUGUAUCUUCAGGUAUGUGCUAAAUGGAUAUUCCCCACGUUAUGAAAGAAAGUAUUUACAGGGUGAAUCUGUAAGAGUUGACUGCCAUCCCGGCUACAGCCUCCCCAAUCAGCAGACCACAAUGACAUGCACGGAGGAUGGCUGGUCCCCUCCACCCACAUGCAUCCGUGUCAAAACAUGUUCAACAUCAGACCUAGAAAUUCCAAAUGGAUUUGUUUCUGAAUCUGAGCCUACAUAUCCCUUAUAUAAACAAGUACAAUAUAAGUGCAAACAAGGAUAUGUGACAGCAGAUGGUGAAACCACAGGGUUGAUUACAUGUCAGCAACAUGGAUGGUCCGCUCAGCCCACGUGCAUUAAAUACUGUGGUAUGCCGGUGUUCGCGAAUGCCACAGCUGUCAUUACUGGCUCACGGUUAGUAAUCAAUGACACAUUAGACUAUAAAUGCUUGGAUGGAUAUGAAAACCGAGAUGGAAACAAAAUAGGGUCCAUGGUAUGUGAUGAGGACGGCUGGACCCACUUGCCUACAUGCUACAAAUCUACAGAAAAGUGUGAACGUCCUCCAUCCAUUAGCAAUGGAGACAUCACCUCCUUCCCAUUUGCAGUGUAUCUUCCGGGCUCAAGAGUUAAAUAUCAAUGCCAAGCCUACUACGAACUCCAGGGUUCUAAAUACGUAACAUGUAAUGAAGGAAAGUGGUCAGAACCACCAAGGUGUAUAGAUCCAUGUGUAAUAUCUGAACAAAACAUGAAUAGAAAUAACAUACAAUUAAAAGGGAAAGAUGACACAACGUACUAUGUAAAAACCGGGGAUCUCAUUGAAUUUGUGUGUAAAUCGGGACACACUGCAGCUACAUCACAGCAAUCGUUUCAAGUAGUGUGUGGAGAAGGGACACUGGAGUACCCCAGAUGUGAAUAAAGAAGCAGUUACCCCACAUAUCCGGCCUCUUCCAUCUACUGCGCUUACUGUCUGAGCUGCUAAGAAAGCUUCUGAUAGCAUGCUGCUAUGUCCUACUUUACUUCAAAGAAAAUACAAAUAAUACGGUAGUCUCAAUUUUCAACUUAUCUUCCCACAAAUGUGUCAAAAAAAACUAUACCAUCCCUUACACUUGUACUAAGAUGAUAGUUAUUUUCCAGUCCCAGGUAUUAGACUACUUACCAAUAUAUUAAUAAACACACAAAUAUGCUAAUUAUGUGCUUUCUGCAUAUUUAACAAAGUGUGUAAACAUUCAAACAAAAUAAGUGAGCCUAGAUUUAUUGGGGGAAAUGAUUCAAUCAUAAAAUUAGAUAUUAAAAUAGAAAGUGAAAACAAUAGCAUUACAAAUUUUCUGGAUGAAUCUCUGGAUGAAGAAAUGACAUUGUGAGGAAUAAAGGGAAGUUUCAUUCUUUA
This is a messenger RNA of Hipposideros armiger (great roundleaf bat), 1887 nucleotides long. Its product is annotated as complement factor H-related protein 4-like. The record is from RefSeq and is a predicted model, not a curated record. The transcript has 8 exons. Bases 73 to 1416 code for a protein of 447 amino acids. NCBI's taxonomy places the organism in Eukaryota, Metazoa, Chordata, Mammalia, Chiroptera, Hipposideridae.